Molecule: messenger RNA, 2385 nt
Organism: Mycotypha africana
Lineage: Eukaryota; Fungi; Mucoromycota; Mucoromycetes; Mucorales; Mycotyphaceae
Product: timeless protein-domain-containing protein
Exons: 9
Coding region: 1-2385 (794 amino acids)
Biological process (GO): replication fork arrest; DNA repair; DNA replication checkpoint signaling
Cellular component (GO): replication fork protection complex
Molecular function (GO): DNA binding
Source: RefSeq, a predicted model, not a curated record
AUGGAAGCUUAUUUGGACAACGAUGCUGCAGAAAUACAGGCCACCAAAUCCUACAUUCUCAGUUUAUGUUCAGCGAUCGGUGGAAUGGAAGAGAUCAAGGAGGAAGAUGGAACCAUAACACAAACGUAUAUUAUUGGUGACGAGGCUUUAGCUUGUCUAAAGGAUUUGAAAAAGGCUAUUCGGUUAGAUAGUCAGAAUAAUGAAAAGGUCGUUUUAAAUGCACUUGUCGAGUAUAAUUUGAUUGAGACAGAUAUCGUGCCUUUGAUCCUGUCUUUCCGAAAUCAAAAGACGGAAAUAGCCCAUCGGUUCAUUCUUGCAUGUGUUGAAUUGUUGGUACCAAUGACUUGGCCUGUCGAAAAGAAAGGCACAGGUGACGAAGAAGUGGAUGAAGAGGAAGAUCCUAAUUUGUUGAACUGUUAUCGAAAUUAUAAAAAGGGUUUGCUAAGACCAGGAAUAUUUGAAACCAUUUUAUCUAUGGUCAUGAAAUCUGUUCGAAUUCCUCAAAGAGACCGUUCACUUGUAGAUAAGCAAAUCAUUCGUCUCGCUCUAUAUUUAUUUCGAAAUUUAACAGCCAUUCCGGAUCUGAACAUGCCAGAAACCGCCACUUACGAACAAUACGAGCUAACUCAUUUGCAAGAGAAUUUAGUGAUACAAUAUUAUGAAGCAGAUGUUAUUGAAUUCUUAUUGACGAUCGCUUCAAAUAGUGAAAAACAGCAAGAUACAACUGAUUACAACUUACUAGUUUUGGAGACUAUUUAUUACAUCCUUAAACCGGUGGAUCCAAAAGAUGUUUUCUUAUAUAAAUUUACAGGAGAUGCAGAUAAGGAAGAACUACGGACUAUUACAAGUAGGUUAUCCAAUCUGUUAGGUGAUGAAGCAAGAAAGCGACAAAAAACUAGUUAUCCGCCUACCCGCCAUAACCGAUUUGGUGGAGCUUAUGUGAUUAAUAUCGAUGGAAAGAGAAAAAUCUCAACUAAACAGCAAGCAGCGUUUGCUGACCCUGCUGAGCUAUUUGAUGCGUCAAAGAAAGAAAACAGAGUCGGCACUAAACGUAAACUUGGUGAUGGUAUUCGAAUUCAAAAAGUUUACCAAAACCGAAAAUCCUUGAUGUAUCUCAAAUUGACAGCUCAAUCAUUUCUUAUCGCUUGUUUUAAUGCAUUUUAUGGAAGUAUUUUAAAAGAUAUGCAACGGGAAGACGACAGAAUUACAAAUGCUGAUUAUGUACGUUAUCACUUUACGAUGCAUUGGUUUUUGGAGUACUUUGGAUACGAGCAGAAGGCAACAGAACAAAGAAAAGCCGAUGAAUUUUAUUUACCAACAGACAGUACGGAUUCGCUUAGUAACCCCAUACAACGCAAUGAUAAGGAUUUUGAUUUUGCUCUUAUCGCCAGUGCUAUCAAUCUCAAAUCUGUCCUAUUCACCUUAAGACAUAUGCGUAUCAAAUUAGACGAGAAGGGAUGGUUUGAUGUACAAAUGGCAGCCGAAUGCUUCAAGCAGAUGCUGUUGGUUAUAAGCACUAUGAAUAAAUCAGAGAAUGAGGAAUAUCGUGAUAUUGCUGAGCAUAUUCAGCAAAAUCUUUUCUACGAGCAAACCGCCUUUGAUUUGUUUGUGGAAAUUCUCAAAUGUUACAAAGCACAAUCCUAUGGUUAUCUGAAAGCAGUCAUUCUAUUGACACAUGUACUGCUUAAAAUGUUGGAUAGCUAUAGGCAAGGAAAGAAGAUGUUGUUUGUCAGAAGAAGAAAGAAUAGAGGAAAGAAGAAAUCCGCAUCAGCGUCAGGAACACCAGGGGGGAAAAAUGGCGACGAUGAAGAAGUGGGGAUAGUGACUGACAUACCUUCAGAAGAUGAAGCAGAGCAAGUAAUACAAGAACAGGAAGAGCAAGAGUACAAAGAUGCCGUUUUUCAAUUUUCUACAUUCGAGCAGAAAUAUAUCAAUUGGGAUGUUAUAAACGCCUAUCUUGCCCUGCUCGAAACAUAUGAAACUCUAUCGCCUGAGUAUUUCACAUGUAUAGCUAGUAUGUUCCAUAGGAUUAUGGUGAAACAAAAUGUCGAGUACCUAUUCUGGAAGGCGCCUGUACUAGAGUUAUUCAAUCGUAUCUUGAUAAAUGCCGCUAAAGUGCCGAGAUCGGAUGCUUUCGAUCAGUUAAAGAUAUUUAUUCGUUAUGCAGUACGACAAUUCUUCAAGGGUGUUGAGCAAUAUCCUUUAUUAAUAGUAGAAGCGUUCCUAUUAAAUGUGAAAACAUCGCGAAAAUGGUGGGAAGAAGAACCAGAAUCACAAGAAGUACAAUCCCAGCAAAAUAGCGAUAAUGAAUCAAACAACCGCAGUGAUGAUGAUAGUGACAAUCAUCAUACUGAUGAAGAAGAUGUAGUUGAGAGACAACAGUAG